Messenger RNA from Cylicostephanus goldi, 684 nucleotides. The record is from the annotation of a GenBank genome assembly. NCBI's taxonomy places the organism in Eukaryota, Metazoa, Nematoda, Chromadorea, Rhabditida, Strongylidae.
AUGGCAGCUACUCAAACUGCCUUUUCAGAUGCUCCACUUCCUCGACUGGAGUCUGUUGACGCACGGUUGUGCGAUGCUCUUACAAGUGAAGACACCGUCGUUGAUAAAAUCCUCAGGAAAAUGUGGAAGCCUAUUCAAACAUAUACUAUUAGAACCAAUAAGGAACUGGAUGAAGAAACGAUGCCGCUGUGGUAUAUAAUGGACGAGUUUGGAACACGAAUAUCUCAUUCAGAUAAACCAAAUGUUAAAGUUGUUCCUUUAUACUUCAUCCCGCAGGGCGAAGCAUACAGCGUGUUGUUUCUUACAAAGGAAGUGAAAGAUGGAGAAGAGAUUUAUCGAGACUUUGCCGAUAACGCGCUUUGUCGACAACACCCGGAUUGGCGACGUUUUCUUAUGGCACCAUAUUUGGAGGAAGAGCUAAUGAUGGACGAAGCUAUUGCUCGUGAAGCUCCCGACGAGAAUUUCUUUUUGAGUGGUCGAAAAUUGGACACUUUACCAUCUGAAGCAGCUCAGAAUAAGUCAUUGGAAGCCAUAAAGAAUCGCGACCUGUCACGACCACUUCGCAUCUAUGCUGAUGAUCUGCAAAUGUUGGAAAAGUUGUCGGCUGUCAAAUACGAAGAAGUUGCUGACUGGAAAACAGCCGAUGUGAUCUGGUUGAGAAGACAUUUCAGCGAUUUCGAGUAG